Messenger RNA from Girardinichthys multiradiatus, 6690 nucleotides. RefSeq names its product mucin-2-like. The record is from RefSeq and is a predicted model, not a curated record. Gene Ontology annotation, molecular function: protein binding. The transcript is spliced from 37 exons. Gene Ontology annotation, cellular component: extracellular matrix. NCBI's taxonomy places the organism in Eukaryota, Metazoa, Chordata, Actinopteri, Cyprinodontiformes, Goodeidae.
AUGAAGUGGAGUGUGGUGUGGUUGUGUUUCUUCAGUGUUGCAGUUGAAAUCCAGGCCAAACUGGUUGGCAACCAUGUCAACAACAUUUGCAGCACUUGGGGAAGACAUCACUUCAAGACCUUUGAUGGUGAUGUGUACCAAUUUCCUGGCCCAUGUGAGUACAACCUGGUCACGAACUGCCGCGAAGCCGUGAGGAAGUUCUCAGUUCACAUUAGACGAGAGGAAAAUGAUGGAAAUAUUAUAAUAAAUUAUGUGGUGGUCACCAUCGAUGAAAAUACAUUCUACUUAAACAAGAGUCUGGUCACUGAAAACAACCAACUGGUCACUUUGCCACACUACAAUGGAAGGGUAAAGGUGGAAGAAAGCUCAUUUUACAUCAAGCUUCAAGCUUCCAAAGUUGGCAUCACUGUCAUGUGGAACCGCGAAGAUGCAGUCAUGGUGGAAGUUUUAAACAACUAUGUGAACCGUACUUGUGGACUCUGUGGAGACUUCAAUGGUGUUCCUGUCUAUGAUGAAUUCAUGGAUAAUGGUUUUAAAAUCAGCCCCAUUGACUUUGGAAACCGUCACAGAGUCAAUCUACCAAAUGAUAACUGUAAAGGCCCCCCUGUGAAAGAUUAUGAGUCAGAGGAGGCUCUGAAUGGGACAGAUCCAUGCAAAGCAUUUCAUACGACCUGUGAACAAAUGUUUCUCUCAGAGUCCUGGAGUUCAUGCUCUAACCUGAUUAACCCUGAAGAUUACAUCCAGGCAUGCGUGAUUGAUAUGUGUACCUGCAACAACAGCAGCAAUGACUUCUGUGCUUGCAGCACAAUGUCUGAGUUUUCUCAACAGUGUUCUCACGCAGGAGGACAGCCUCCCAACUGGAGGAGACCUGAUUUCUGUGCUAAACAGUGUCCCUACAACAUGAUGUAUGAAGAAAGUGCUUUUCCUUGCAUGGAUACUUGUACACAACAUUACACAAGAUCAGUGUGUGAGGACCACAAAAUAGAGAGCUGCUUCUGUCCUCCUGGAACGGUGUUUGAUGAUAUUUCAGUGAGGGGCUGCAUCCCUCGGUCUGAAUGUCAGUGCAAGCACGACAGAAUCUAUGACUCCGGAGAGGUCUACCAACAUGAAAAAACUAACUGUACAUGUUUAGAGGGGAGGUGGAAAUGUGCGAGUUUUGAAACAUCUGCUACAUGUGCAGUUGAAGAAGGUUCACAUUUUACAACCUUUGACGGUGCAACCUAUACAUUUCAUGGAAACUGUCUCUAUACCCUGGCCAAGGUGGAAAGCAAGGAUGGAGUAAGUCCAAACUUUACCAUCCGGGCCCAUUUGGGACCAUGUGCCCAAGAAAAGUACGACACUUGUCUAAAGGCUCUUAAAAUCCAUCUAGAUAACGACCACGUAUUAAUGUUCACAUCUGAGGGUGCAGUUAAGCAGAAUAUGGAGACAGUCAGUUUGCCCUACUACUCAGGGAACAUCAGAAUAGUUCAUGCUUCAUCCUUUCAUAUCUUGCUCUACACGAAGUUUGGUCUGCAAAUUCAGAUCCAGCGUGUCCCUGUCAUGCAAGCCUACAUCAGUCUGGAAAGCAGUUACAGAGAACAGACACAUGGUUUAUGUGGAAGCUUCAACAUGGUCUUAAAUGAUGACAUGAAGACUCCUCAGGGGAUCGUGGAGGGAACUGCAGUAACUUUCAGUAACUCCUGGAUGGCGAACACAUCAUGUUUAGGCAGUGAGGAAAGACUCGUUGACCCCUGUUCUGCCAGUAUAAAUAUUGAAAAAUAUGCCAAAGACUGGUGCGAAAUGCUCAGAAAUCCAAAUGGUACAUUUGCAAAUUGCCAUUCAGAGGUGAAUCCUGACAGCUACUACAAGCGCUGCCUUUAUUCCACCUGCAACUGUGAGAAAAGCGAGGAUUGCUUAUGUGCUGUCUUGACCUCUUAUGGUCGGGCUUGUGCAGCGAAGGGAAAAUUUGUGACAGAUUUUGGAAAUCAAUGUGAGAAACACACAAAGAACUGUCCAUCAACUCAGAUCUUCACUUACAAUCAUCGGAGGUGCCAGCUGACCUGUAGUUCACUGAGCUCGAAGCAGCAGAGCUGCACUUCACACUUCUUGCCUGUGGUUGGCUGUUUCUGCCCUGAGGGUCUCUAUCUGAAUGAAAAAGACACUUGUGUACCCAAAGAAGAAUGUUCCUGUUCCCAUAAUGAAGAUUACAUUGAGGCAGGAAAGUCUGUCAAUAUCAAUUCUGAGCACUGGAUGCAUCAGAAUGUGUACCUGGCUGCAUGUGCCCUUCAGGCCAGCUUGAUGAUGAGAAAUGUGAUCAUCCUCACAGAUGGUAAAAGUAAAAAGGAAGUUUUGGAAAAUGGCACUCAAAUAUCAUAUGAUAUAACAGAUCGUGGAUUCUAUAUUGUGCUGGUUUCUGACAUUGGUCUAACAGUGAUUUGGGAUCGCAAAACAUAUUUUGUCAUCCAACUGGAAUCACAUUACAAGGGUGAAGCAUGUGGCCUGUGUGGAAAUUUUGAUGGUAACGGACAGAAUGACUUCACCACCCGAAGUGGGUUGGUAGUGAGCAACCAAUUAGAAUUUGCAAACAGCUGAAAAGGUGACAGCUCUUGCUCAGAUGUGAAAAAGCUUGUUGACGCUUGUGAAGAAGCGCCUCAUCGAGACCACUGGGCUAAAAUGAAGUGCAACAUCAUAAAUGGAGACAAAUUUCAAGAAUGCCACUCCAAGGUAGAGCCCCGUCCGUUCUAUGAAAACUGUGUGAAAGACUCAUGUGCCUGCGACACUGGAGGGGACUGUGAAUGUUUCUGUUCAGCUGUUGCCGCUUAUGCCCAAGCUUGUAACAAAGCUGGUGUUUGCAUUUCAUGGAGAACUCCAGAAAUCUGUCCCGUCUUUUGUGAUUACUACAAUGAACAACAUGAUUGUUUAUGGCAUUACAGUCCUUGCACUCCAACCACAUACCAGACUUGUUCAAACUAUUUCUUACACGUUCCAAAUCUUGAAGCCACAACUACAAACACCACAUCAACUGAAUCUACAACUACAUCACCAACUACAACCAUGGAAUCCACCACACCCUCAACUAAGUCUACAACUGAAACAUCUACUACUACAACCACUACAACCCCAACAUCUACUAUCACCAUCACAUCACCUGAAUCUACAACUAUGUCACCAACUACCACAACACCCUCACGUAUAUCUACAACGGAAACACCUACUACUACAACCACUACAAUGACCACAGUAACUACAACUACAGAAUCAACAACAGCAACAGAAUCUACCAUUACAACUGAAAUACCAACUACGACCCCAAUAACUACAACGACCACAACUUUGACUAGUACAACAACAACUGAGUCUAAAACUACAUCACCAACUAUAACCACAGAAUCCACAACAUCCUCAAGUAAAUCUACAACUGAAACACCUACUACUUCUACAACAGAAACACCUACUACUACAACCACUACAACCACAACAUCUACUAUCACCAUCACAUCACCUGAAUCUACAACUAUGUCACCAACUACAACUGUAGAAUCCACAACACCCUCACGUAUAUCUACAACUGAAACACCUACUACUACAACAACUAUAAUGACCACAGUAACUACAACUACAGAAUCAACAACAGCAACAGAAUUUACCAUUACAACUGAAAUACCAACUACGACCCCAACAACUACAACAACCACAACUACGACCACCACAACUACAAACACCACAUCAACUGAAUCUACAACUACAUCACCAACUACAACCAUGGAAUCCACCACACCCUCAACUAAGUCUACAACUGAAACACCUACUACUACAACCACUACAACCCCAACAUCUACUAUCACCAUCACGUCACCUGAAUCUACAACUAUGUCACCAAAUACCACAACACCCUCACGUAUAUCUACAACGGAAACACCUACUACUACAACCACUACAAUGACCACAGUAACUACAACUACAGAAUCAACAACAGCAACAGAAUCUACCAUUACAACUGAAAUACCAACUACGACCCCAAUAACUACAACGACCACAACUUUGACUAGUACGACAACAACUGAGUCUAAAACUACAUCACCAACUAUAACCACAGAAUCCACAACAUCCUCAAGUAAAUCUACAACUGAAACACCUACUACUGCAGCCACAACUACAACCACCACAUCAACUGAAUCUACAACUACAUCCCCAACUACAACCAUGGAAUCCACAACACCCUCAACUAAGUCUACAACAGAAACACCUACUACUACAACCACUACAACCACAACAUCUACUAUCACCAUCACAUCACCUGAAUCUACAACUAUGUCACCAACUACAACUGUAGAAUCCACAACACCCUCACGUAUAUCUACAACUGAAACACCUACUACUACAACUACAAUGACCACAGUAACUACAACUACAGAAUCAACAACAGCAACAAAAUCUACCAUUACAACUGAAAUACCAACUACGACCCCAACAACUACAACAACCACAACUACGACCAGUACCACAUCAACUGAGUCUACAACUACAUCACCAUCCAUAACCACAGAAUCCACAACAUCCUCAAGUAAAUCUACAACUGAAACACCUACUACUGCAGCCACAUCUACAACCACCCCAUCAACUGCAUCUACAACUACAUCAACAACUACAACCAUGGAAUCCACCACACCCUCAACUAAGUCUACAACUGAAACACCUACUACUACCACCUCUACAACCACAACAUCUACUACCACCAUCACAUCACCUGAAUCUACAACUAUGUCACCAACUAACACUGUAGAAUCCACAACACCCUCACGUAUAUCUACAACUGAAACACCUACUACUACUACUACAACCACUACAAUGACCACACAAAACGACACCUUUUAUUUUUGCAACUGCACCAUGGCCAAAUGCAUUGGAAACAAUACUCUUGAAAUAGUGCCCUAUGAAUGUCCACCCAUGAAGAACAUAACUUGUGCCAAUGGGAAAACCCCUAUUCUUGUAUAUGAUGAAUAUCAUUGCUGCCAACAUUAUGAAUGUGACUGUGAGUGCGAAGGCUGGGGAGAUCCUCAUUACAUUACAUUUGAUGGGCUAUACUACAGUUACCAAGGGAACUGUUCCUAUUAUUUGAUGAGAGAAAUUGUACCAACACAUGGCUUGGAGAUUUAUAUUGACAAUGUCCAUUGUGAUUCUACCGAAAAUGUUUCCUGUCCUCAAUCUUUAAUUGUAAACUAUGGAGCACAAAGUAUCAAACUGAUCAAUUUUAAUGUCAAUGGUCGACCAGCCUUGAAGGCAUUUAAGAAUGGAGAAGGUCUAAAGCUACCUUAUUGGGAACACGGUGUUAAGGUGAUGAGCACUGGCAUUAAUUUAGUUUUAGAGAUCCUUCAUCUAAAAGUGAUUGUUAAAUUUGGAAGAACUGGCUUUAGCAUCACCCUACCAUAUCAGCACUUUGGAGGAAACACACAGGGUCGUUGUGGAACUUGCUCCAACAAUCAGGCAGAUGAUUGCAUGUUGCCGGGAGGCACAGUAGUGGAAAGGUGCAGUGUAAUGGCAAACUACUGGCUAAAAGAAGACAGAGAAAAACCUGACUGCAAAAUCCCAAAUACAUUGCCUAAGAAAGAAGAACUUCCUUUGGAACAACCUCCAUGCAAUUCUGGUUCUGUGUGUGAACUCCUUAAGAGCAGCGUUUUUGCUGAAUGCCAUCCAAAAGUGUCUCCAGACAAUUUCUACAAAGGAUGCAUUUUUGAUAGCUGCCAUGUUCACAGCCGGGUUUUGGAGUGCACAAGUUUGGAGAUCUAUGCUGCUGCCUGCGCUGAGAUUGGAAUUUGUAUUCACUGGAGGAAUUACACUAAACUAUGUGCCAGCGACUGCCCAUCAGACACAAUUUAUAGGCCUUGUGGACCUGCAGAUCAACCAACCUGUGAGGACAAUCCAAAUGAUCCAGUCAUGAACUUCACUACUGAGGGCUGCUUUUGUCCUGAAGGAAUGAAGCUGUUCAGCAAAGAAUCAAAAAUAUGUGUUAAAACUUGCGGCUGUCUUGAUCCUAAUGGGAUGCCUCGUGAGCUCAAUGAGACGUUUCAAUACAAAUGUCAAAACUGCGUUUGUGAUGGGUCCACCAAAACCGUGAUCUGCAAGCCUAAGAUGUGCCCAGUAAGAGCUGAAAAAAGAUGCACUGGUCCAGGAUAUGUUCUUGCCAAUCAGACUGAUCCAUUAGAUCCCUGCUGCACUGUCCACGUUUGCCAAUGUCAAAGCAGCGCUUGCCCGGUCAUCAACAUGAAUUGUCCAGUUGGUUUUAGGUCAAACAUCAUUGUUCCUGAGGGAAAAUGCUGUCCAGAACGUAGAUGUGAACGUAAAAGAGUCUGUGUCCAAAAUGAUGUUGAAUACUGGCCUGGUUCUUCAGUUCCAGGCCAGAAAUGUGAGAACUGCUUCUGUUCCACAAACUCUUCAUCUGGAGAUUUGAUGGCAAUAGAGUGUAAUCCUCAACAGUGUGAAGAAACAUGCAAAAAGGUCAGGUACUCUGAAGCAGCAGCUGCUAUGGAGCAUUCCUGCUCCUGCUGUAAGGAGACUCGCUCCAGCAAUCGCACUGUAGACCUGGUGUGUCCAAAUGGUGGGAGGGUCCCCUUCACUUAUAUGUAUGUGGAGGAGUGCAGCUGUGGCCACACCGAGUGCACCACACCUGCUAGACAACAUGUUCGCAGAAAGCGAAGCUUCACACUUCUGUGA